Messenger RNA from Mercenaria mercenaria, 3615 nucleotides. RefSeq lists its product as uncharacterized. Gene Ontology annotation, molecular function: protein binding. Lineage: Eukaryota; Metazoa; Mollusca; Bivalvia; Venerida; Veneridae. The transcript has 2 exons. The record is from RefSeq and is a predicted model, not a curated record. Bases 1518 to 2612 code for a protein of 364 amino acids.
AUUUCCAUGAAAUAAUCGAUUGACCACCCAGUCAGCUUGGUCUGUUAGUUCGGUAAGUUAUUGUUAAGGUGGUAGUGGACUCAAAUCCUGUGUUAGGCACACUUAAGGCACACACAUUUUUACCUUACAGUGAUUUAGUUACUUUUCAACACUCCUUUUAUAAAAAUUAUGUAAGAGCAAUUAAUUUUGGGACUACUCUUUUAUUUUCAAUAUCAGUUAAUUGUAUUUUUCAUAAACAAUUUAUAAAGUAAUGGAACAUUAUUUUUUGUUUAAAAGCUGGCCAAUGUGAAAAACAUUAAAAAAAAACUAAUGCUCUUAUUAUUAUAAAGGUAAGUAACAACUGACUUACACAAUUACAUGAUAUGUCAGAGUUACCUACCCUCUGUUAAAACAGAAAGAGGAAGUAAAACAAAAAAUUCCAGAAACCUACAAACAUAGAACAGGAAAAGAUAAAUUUGUCUUAAAAGGAAAUAAUUAUUCAAUUUGACAACUUCACACAAAAACAAAGAAUGUUUCAAGCACCAGAAUAUACAAGAAUUGUGUCAAUGAGACUCUCGGAAGUCCUUGCUGAUAUAGGAGUGGAUGAGAGAAUUAUACUGAAGACAAGAAGAACAUUCCUGCUGGGAGAAACUAUGAAAACAAUUACAGCACAACUACAUGAUGCAAAAGGGUCACUCUACUAUUUAGGCAGUCAGUGUGAAGGCUCAACAACACCGGGACUUGAUUCAGAUCUUGACCAACUUCUCUGUACUAAUGAUAUAAAUUUGAUACAGGACUUUGCAGACUGGGAACCUGGUAUGAUAAAUAAGUUGAUGAUCCAUGAUGAGACUGUAUCACCUGGUUAUUGUCUGCUACAAUGUCUUAGAGAUGAUGCUCCUCUUCCAUACAAUCAUGUACCUAUCGGUAAUAAACAUUUCUGCAAAGACAGAACAGGAAGAAUACUGGUAAAGAAUACAUCUAUGUCUGCAACAUUAGCUAAAUCUUUUGAGGGUGGAGUAAUACAUGGUCCAGCAUAUGCAAUAGAAGGACGGCAUGGGUUAUAUGAUUCUGAUGUUGUUGGUGCUAUCCACUGUAAAUCAUGGCCUCUACAAGCUAGACAAUGGUUAGACCAGCAAGGUGUAGGUCAGUGGCCUUCGGAUGACACGAAGAGAUAUUGUAGCAGUACUGGAUGUUUUGUUGUUGCCGUUGGAAGCAAAGGCAGUGAAAAUGAAGAGUUUGAAUGGAGAGUAUCAACAUCUCUAGCUGAAAGGUGUCUAAUGUUCAAUCUCAGUAUUACACAGAUCCGCUGUUAUGUCUUGAUGAAGAUGAUAUUAAAAAAAUUCAUCAAGCCACACUUCCAAAACACCAUUUCAAGUUAUAUGUGUAAAACAGUUCUGUUCAAAUGUAUUGCAAAUAUACAUUCCAAUGUCUGGAGAGAAAAUAAUUUACUUGCUUGUCUAUCAUUGUGUAUAUUUGUCCUGUACAGCUGUAUUUUGAAUGAAAACUGUCUUCAUUUUAUCAUACCUUGAAACAAUUUGAUGAGAGGACAUAUUUCUCAUGAAUCAAAACCUUACAUUCUUGAAAUUCUGCAGUAUAUUAUAAACAGUGAAGGGAGAGCAUUACUGGAGAUUGAAUGUGAUGAUCUUGGUGCAACGAUUCAGAGGAAGUUGAGUUAUUUGCACUCAGUCAAAGCAAAUGCCAUUAUUUCAGGACAUUUAUUAAGAUCAACUGCAGCAUUUAUUGAUGGCAACAUAAUGGACUAUCUAACUGGAAUCAGAAACAGUAGUUAUGAAGAAGGCAUACAAACACUACUGAUGUUUAUUUUCAAACUAGUUAGUAUAUCUAAAUACUGCCAAGGACUGGUCAAAAAAGCCUGCUGUCUUCUUGUACCACGUCUCUGUACAACAGUGGGAUUUGUUCUAGUAUCUCUCAACAUUUGUUGGUAUAAUAAUAUACAUGCCGAAGCUCUCUCCUGGAUUUCACUGGGUCUGAACACAGAUGUUGCAUCUGGAAAACUGAAGCUAGCCUCCAUGUUAUACUGUAUAGGGGAUACUCAAAGAGCAGAACUUGUUCUCAGAGAUAUUGAAGGUAGCUGUGAUCUAAACAUUGUUGAGCCUAUUUGUUCUUGUCAUGAUUUCAUCUCUCAAGGUCUAAGACGAGGAUUCUUGGCAGUAGCUGACAAUCAUAAUGAAGAAGCUAUACAGUAUACUACAGCAUUCUGUGUAAAAUUUCUGCCAUGUGAAAUUAACUGUGUUCCACAUGAACUAAGGCAUGAAACGUUUAGAUCUACACAAGAGGACCUGGCAUUCAGAGGAGAAGAUAACUGGAUGGACUUGGCUGUGAUAGAUUCUCUCCCUUACCUCUACUUCCUACAAUACAAGACAUACAGCAAUCUUGGGAGACAGGAAGAUAAACAAAGAGCCCUUUCAAACCUUGUGAGAUCAACUGAUCAGGAACCAAACCUUGGACACAGGGAAACAGCCCUGAAUAUAUUGGGACAGUGUAUGGAACAAGAAGACCGAGCUGUAGAUGCAUUUCAUUGUUAUUUAUUGUCCCUAAAACUAAGGGAGAGAAACAAUGCUGCCAAGUUCCAUAUUUGUAGACUGCUUUCAACAAUGGUAAAUGCCAAUUAGUUUUAAAUGAGCAAAAACAUUCUUUGAAACAAUAAGUGGAAAUUUCAAAAUAUUUGAAUAUGUAAGAGUUUAGUUUUAGUUUAAUCAUAUUCUAUUGUAAACAUGUAACAGUAAAUGUACAUCAACACAUGAAUAUACAGAUAUACAACAGUGAACCAACAGUACAUCAAGACAUAUACUAGUAGUCUACAGUAGGUCAAUAUAUAAGUAAAGGUGGUGACUUUGCAAGAAUGAAAAUACGAAAUGGUUGGACCAUAUGUUUUACCAACAUUAGAAAUCAGUCCGUCCCUUGCUGUCUAAUUUAUACAAUGCAUUAGAUUAAACUAGAUUUAAAUGUGUUACAGUCUGCAUCGCCUAAUUUGGUCCAUUGAUAGUUUAAUGAUAUUAUACAUAAAGCCACAGAAAACUAGACUGUUUUUCAUGUAAAACUAUUCUCCCUCCAUGUAUCACACAGACAUUGUAGAAUGCCACAAAAAGGGGCAAUAAUUCCAGUAAAAACAAGUGAAUGAAGUAUUACCAUGCAAUACAAAGUCCCCUACUGGAAUGCACCUAGUUUUUUCUACUGCAGUAUAACAUAAUGAACUGGUAUCUGUCAAUGAUGUAUAUAAUAAACAAUAUUUUAUUAUAUAUACAGUCAAUAUGUUAUAACAAAACACUUGGAUUAAAAUUUAAAAUAUAAAAACCUCCAGUUGUUUUCAUAUUGAAUUUUUUUGGCCAUUUAUAAGAAAGUUACCAUACAAGCUAUUUAUAGUCACAAGAAAGGAAAAUUAAUCCUGAAAAAAAAUUCUAUUGUAAGUCCACACAAAACUCUUUACCAGGUAGAGAUAGGUCAAAAUACACCUAAAUAUUCGAUGUAACAUGCAUGUUGUACCACAGAAAAGUGGUCUCUAUUUUUCCCUACAGCCAGUAAUAAAAAAGAAACAAUAAUCUAUUUAUAUUAAAACAACAUACAUGCCAUAUUUCCCGCCGGGAGACUUUUUCUCCCGUAUUUUCAGUAUAUCUG